GACAACAUAUAAACAAUUAUUUGAAAGACAAUUGUAGGUAUAUUGCAUCCUUAAUUUUAGUAAGAGAACAUCGACUAGGAAGUGUAAUUAAUUUUAAUGUGAUAAAGCAGAAACAAAUAAAUUCUUCAAAUUUUCAAUUAUUCACCAAUCAUGAUAGUUGCAGCAAGUGGUUGGUUAUCUUGCCACGAACACAAUAAUGUUGUAUUUAAGACCGCUAAAAUAACUCAUGUUUGCUAAGUUUAUAGUAUAGGUUAUUGAAAAUUUCAAAGAUAUGGUGCGUCAACGUCGAUCUCAGACUAAUUCAGGAGGCAAUAAAACUGAUAAGGGAACUAACAGCAGCAGUAGUAAUGGUAGUAGUAUUUCUAAAAUUCAGUCUUCUGAACCGAAAGGUCUAUUAGAUUAUUGGAAACAGUUUAUAGUUAUAAUUGUACUUAGUAUAGCUGUAUGUUUUGGAUAUAUGGGAUAUUUAGAGACUAGAUUAAAUACGCCAUUUGAUUAUAAAAAGGUGGUUUCUAAGAGCGGUUUAGAUGUCCCUGAUUUAUUUUGGGGUAGCUACAGACCAGGAAAUUAUUUUGGGUUAAAAACGAGGGAUCCCAAUUCUCUUGUGACAGGUCUUAUAUGGUACUUUCCUCAAAGACUAGGUCCGGGAGGCGAUGGCAUAAGACACUGGUGUGAGCAAGGUGAUAAUUUGAAUAAAUAUGGUUGGUUACAACAUGAUGGCUCUAAUUUUGGUAUUCAAGAAAUUAUUGAUGGACCUUUUAAACUUGUAACAUCAUUUGUGAAACGACCAGGAGGUUUGUCUGGUGGUGAUUGGACAGCUAGAAUUGAGGUUGAUCAUGUGAAAAGUAAUACAAGUUUAAAAGAUGAAGAUGUUUCAUUGGUAUGGUACAUGGCAUUAGAUGAAGAAACAAAAGGUUUUCUUGAGUCUACCAAUUUUGAAACCAAAAUAACUGGAAUUAAAGGAAAAACUUCUACAUUAGGAGAAUUUAGAGUAAAAUUUGUCAAUACUUCAGGUAUUUUACAACAUGAGUCUUUUUUAAGUACUAGAACACCAGGCUUACAUGUUAUCAAAGAAACUGUGAUAUCUUCACUAAGACUUGCUCAAGAUGAUCCAAGUUCCCGAAGAAAAAUUGUCCUGGGUGGACAAUUACCAUCAUUUGCCGGACAUGAAAAGAGAGAACCGAACUUAGUAGCAAUACAAUUGACAGGAAGAGUUCCUUUUACAAUAGACGUUAUUUAUGAAUCUGGCUCUAGCGUACGAGAAAUUUUAGCUGGAGAUGCUUAUACAAAAAUUCUUCAGUUGCAUCAGAAUCAAUUUUCUGAAAAAUUUGAAGAUAUUUUCAAAUUGAAAAGGAAGGGGUAUACCCAAAAGGAAAUAAGUUUUGCUCAAGCAGCUUUAAGUAAUAUGAUUGGUGGAAUUGGAUAUUUCUAUGGAGCGUCACGUGUUCAAAGUAAUUAUAUUAAAGAGCCUGUUUACUACUGGAGAGCCCCAUUGUAUACAGCAGUUCCUUCAAGGAGUUUCUUUCCUCGAGGUUUUCUUUGGGAUGAAGGAUUUCAUGGAUUUCUAAUAUCCCAAUGGAAUCUGGACAUCGAAUUGGACAUAAUUAGUCAUUGGUUUGACCUUAUGAAUGCAGAAGGUUGGAUUCCUAGGGAACAAAUUCUGGGAGUGGAGGCGCUAGCUAAAGUACCAAGUGAGUUUGUGGUACAAAGAAAUACGAAUGCAAAUCCACCUACUUUCUUCUUAACACUGGAAACCAUAUUAGAUAGAUAUGAAUCUUUGUUAAUCGGAGAAAAGUAUAGUUUACUAGAACGACUCUAUCCCAGGCUGCAAGCUUGGUAUGCAUGGUUUAAUACCACACAGAAAGGUGAUGCUCCAGGAUCUUACAGAUGGCGUGGACGUGAUGCUUUAACUACAAGAGAAUUAAAUCCGAAAACUCUAACGUCGGGAUUAGAUGAUUAUCCCAGGGCAUCUCAUCCCACCGAUGAAGAAAGACAUAUUGAUCUUUAUUGUUGGAUGGCAAUUGCUUCAAAGACCAUGGCAAGAUUGGCCAAAAUUUUAGGAAGCGAUGGGUACAAAUAUGAACAGACCUCAGCCUAUUUAUUGAACAACAAGUUGAUGGACACUUUACAUUGGUCUGAAUAUGCCCAAAUUUAUGCCGAUUAUGGUCUUCACACAGAUGCUGUCCGAUUAGAGAGACCAAAACCAUUGCCAAGAUCACAAAAUCAAAAUCUAGAGCUGCAAAGAGUUGUAACUAAAAAACCAGAAUAUCGCUUAGUAGAUUCAACAUUUGGUUAUGUAAGCUUAUUCCCAUUCUUGUUACAAGUUUUAGAUGCAGAUUCGCCGAAGCUAGAAAAAACUUUACAGAAUCUACACAACCCCGAUUUAUUAUGGACUCCAUAUGGUCUAAGGUCUUUAUCUAAAAAUGCUCCCCUAUAUAUGAAGAGAAAUACCGAGCAUGAUCCUCCAUAUUGGAGAGGUCAAAUUUGGGUUAAUAUCAACUACUUAGCCACAAGAGCUUUGUAUCACUAUUCAAAGGUCAACGGCCCGUAUCAGGCUUUGGCUAAGGAAAUUUAUGUAGAAUUGAGGAAUAAUCUGAUUGAAAAUAUAAUGCGACAGUAUUUCAGAAGUGGAUAUAUUUGGGAACAAUAUAAUGAUAAGACUGGAGAAGGUAGCGGUGCGAGGCCCUUUACUGGCUGGAGUGCUCUAAUUGUUAUAUUGAUGGGAGAAAAUUAUUAAUUAACUAUGGAAAACGGUUUUUAACAAGCUCCAUUAUUGACAAAGGUUAUACAUUUUUGAAUCAUUUCAAUAAUGUCAUAUGCAGAGUGAUUAAAAGGAAUAAGGGGCUCAUAAUAAUAAUGUGUUAAUCAACUAUCACAAUAAAAUCGUGCAAUAAAAAGAAAAA
Diorhabda sublineata is the source of this 2903-nucleotide messenger RNA. RefSeq lists its product as uncharacterized. Gene Ontology annotation, molecular function: Glc3Man9GlcNAc2 oligosaccharide glucosidase activity. The record is from RefSeq and is a predicted model, not a curated record. NCBI's taxonomy places the organism in Eukaryota, Metazoa, Arthropoda, Insecta, Coleoptera, Chrysomelidae. Gene Ontology annotation, biological process: protein N-linked glycosylation; oligosaccharide metabolic process. Gene Ontology annotation, cellular component: endoplasmic reticulum membrane. The transcript is spliced from 11 exons. Bases 272 to 2737 code for a protein of 821 amino acids.